Molecule: messenger RNA, 2370 nt
Organism: Pteronotus mesoamericanus
Lineage: Eukaryota; Metazoa; Chordata; Mammalia; Chiroptera; Mormoopidae
Gene: STAMBP
Product: STAM binding protein
Exons: 10
Coding region: 505-1857 (450 amino acids)
Biological process (GO): protein K63-linked deubiquitination
Cellular component (GO): cleavage furrow; endosome
Molecular function (GO): K63-linked deubiquitinase activity; protein binding; metal-dependent deubiquitinase activity
Source: RefSeq, a predicted model, not a curated record
GCGGUCGCAGGAUGUGACGUUUGCGGAAGCUCCGAGUGUCGUCCGCAGGGACAGGUGGGGAAGGGUCCCGGUAAUGUGGUGGGCCCGGGGCUGUGAGCGUGAUCGGACUCAAGGGGAGCAGCCGCCGUGAGUGUGGGGCGUAGAGCCUUCGCCUCCCCCGGGGCCCUUGCCUGGCCUGCCGCGCGUGAGGGCCCUGUCGUCUCCCGGUUUCCGUCCCCUGCCAGGCCCAGUGCGUCCCCGCCUAUCGCACGAGAAAAACCCGAAGACCUUCGAUGAUUUUUGUCCCGGUUGGCAACUUGGGCUUGAGUGCCUUCAAAGAGGGGACCUCAGGCGGUUGUCAGGAGGCCCCUGUCCACCUCAUACGCCCCCUCCGGUGAUUUCUGCGGCUGCUUUUCUCCUCUUCGUCUUUCCACCUCAGCCCUUUACGACACCUUCCCGCUUGUUUACGGAUGCUGAUUUCCUUUCUGGACAGUUGCUUGGCCCUGUAGUACCGGGCACCACUUGAUGCCCUCAGGAGGGGGUUGCAUUCGCGACCCAAAACGUCCUCUCCCGGGAGGUACUCUUGAGAACUUCUUGGUCCUGAUGUCUGAUCAUGGAGAUGUGAGCCUCCCUCCCGAAGAGCGGGUGAGGGCUCUCUCCCAGAUAGGCAGCGCAGUGGAGAUAAAUGAAGACAUUCCGCCCCGACGGUACUUCCGCUCUGGAGUUGAGAUUAUCCGAAUGGCAUCCAUUUACUGUGAGGAAGGCAACAUUGAGCAUGCCUUCAUUCUCUAUAACAAGUAUAUCACGCUCUUUAUAGAGAAACUACCAAAACAUCGAGAUUACAAAUCGGCUGUCAUUCCCGAAAAGAAAGACACAGUAAAGAAAUUAAAGGAGAUUGCAUUUCCCAAAGCAGAAGAGCUGAAGGCAGAGCUGUUAAAACGAUAUACCAAAGAAUAUACAGAACAUAAUGAAGCAAAAAAGAAGAAAGCGGAAGAAUUUGCCCGGAACAUGGCCAUCCAGCAGGAGAUGGAAAAGGAAAGACAGAGGGUAGCACAACAGAAGCAGCAACAGCUGGAGCAGGAACAGUUCCGUGCCUUUGAGGAGAUGAUCCGGAACCAGGAGCUAGAAAAAGAGCGGCUGAAAAUUGUGCAGGAGUUUGGGAAGGUGGACCCUGGCCUAGGCGGCCCAUUGGUGCCUGACUUGGAGAAGCCCUCCCUAGACGUGUCCCCCACGGCACCUGUGGCACCCACACAGCCCUCAGACUGUAAUACAACUGUAAGGCCUGCCAAGCCACCUGUGGUGGACAGGUCCUUAAAACCUGGAGCAUUGAGCAACUCAGAAAGUAUUCCCACAAUCGACGGACUGCGCCACAUGGUGGUGCCCGGGAGGCUGUGCCCACAGUUUCUCCAACUAGCCAGUGCCAACACUGCACGGGGAGUAGAGACAUGUGGCAUCCUCUGUGGAAAACUGAUGAGGAAUGAAUUUACCAUCACCCACGUUCUCAUCCCCAAGCAAAGUGCUGGGUCUGAUUAUUGCAACACGGAGAACGAAGAAGAGCUUUUCCUCAUACAGGAUCAGCAGGGCCUCAUCACACUGGGCUGGAUUCAUACUCAUCCCACACAAACUGCCUUCCUCUCCAGUGUUGACCUGCACACUCACUGCUCCUAUCAGAUGAUGUUGCCCGAGUCCAUAGCCAUCGUUUGCUCCCCUAAGUUCCAGGAAACUGGAUUCUUUAAACUAACUGACCAUGGACUAGAGGAGAUUUCUUCCUGUCGCCAGAAAGGAUUUCAUCCACACAGCAAGGACCCACCACUCUUCUGUAGCUGCAGCCACGUGACUGUUGUGGACAGAGCAGUGACCAUCACAGACCUUCGCUGAGAGUUUAACUCAAGUCCCUGUCAAGAACUAUAAAACCACAUCAGUGUACUGUAGCCCCUUAAUUUAAACUUUCCAGAAAGCUUUGGAAGAUUAAUUAGACAGAAUAGAAAGUGAGUAUCACCCGGGGGAGAACUGAUUUUCUAUUUCUGGCUCGAAAAGAAAUAAUUGAAUAUAUUUUUUAGGCAAGUCUGGAAAAUAGCACAAUCAUGCUAAAACAACUUUUCAGUCUGCCUGUAACUAAAAAAUUAAAUUGAAAGAAUGGUAUAAAGUCCUGGCUGGGUGGCUCAGUAGGUUGGAACAUCAUCCCAUACACCAAAAGGUUGGGGGUUUGGUCCCUGGUCAGGGCACAUACCUAGGUUGUGGGUGCUAUCUCCAGGUGGGGCGCAUACAGGAGGCAACCAAUCAAUCUCUCUCUCUCUCUCUCUCCCCCCCCCACCUUUUCUCUCUCCCUCCCUCUCUCUCUAAAAAUCAAUAAAAAACUUAUCCUUGGAUGAGGAUAAAAAAAGGAGAAAA